CGCUAACAUGGCGGCUCCUCUGGCCCUGGUGCUGGUGGCGGCCGUCACUGUGCGGGCUCUGCUUUUUCGCUCUAACCUAGCCGACUUCAUCUCCGAGAGGGUGGAGGUGGUGUCUCCGCUCAACGCCUGGAAACGAGAUCUGAUGUCAUGAAGAACAGUUGUAGGUGUGGCUAGUAUGAGAAAGUCAGUGAAGAUUUUACAGUGGUUGAAGGACUCUCUCUAUUGGAUUUGGGAGUGUCUCCCUAUUCUGGAGCAGUUUUCCAUGAAACACCGCUAAUAAUAUAUCUUUUCCAUUUCCUGAUUGACUAUGCGGAGUUGGUAUUUAUGGUAACUGAUGCACUUACUGCAGUUGCACUGUAUUUUGCAAUCCAGGACUACAACAAGGUGGUGGUUAAAAAGCAGAAACUCCUUCUUGAAUUGGAUCAGUAUGCCUCGGACGUGGCUGAACUCAUACGGACCCCUAUGGAAAUGCGCUAUAUCCCCCUCAAAGUAGCACUGUUCUAUCUUUUAAAUCCCUACACAGUGUUAUCUUGUGUUGCUAAGUCCACUUGUGCCAUAAACAACACCAUCAUUGCUUUCUUCAUUUUGGCUACAGUAAAAGGUAGUGCCUUUCUUAGUGCCAUUUUUCUGGCCUUAGCAACGUACCAGUCUCUGUAUCCAAUCACCUUGUUUGUACCAGGGCUGCUGUAUCUUCUCCAGCGGCAGUACCUUCCUGUGAAACUGCAAAGCAAAGCCUUUUGGGUCUUCACAGGACAAUACACUGUGAUGUACGUAGGAAGCCUAGUGGUUAUCAUCUGCCUCUCAUUCUUCCUGCUCAGCUCCUGGGAUUUCAUUCCUUCUGUUUAUGGCUUCAUACUUUCUGUUCCUGAUCUGACUCCAAACAUCGGUCUCUUCUGGUACUUCUUUGCAGAAAUGUUUGAACACUUCAGCCUCUUCUUUGUCUGCGUAUUUCAGAUCAAUGUCUUCUUCUACACCAUUCCCUUAGCAGUGAAGUUGAAGGAUCAUCCCAUGUUCUUCAUGUUCAUCCAGAUUGCUGUUAUCUCGAUUUUCAAGUCCUACCCCACAGUGGGGGAUGUCGCCCUGUACUUGGCUUUUCUGCCAGUGUGGAGCCAUCUCUACAGAUUCCUUCGGAACAUCUUUUUCCUCUCCUGUGUGAUGAUUGUCUGCUCCCUGCUUUUUCCAGUUUUAUGGCAUCUUUGGAUUUAUGCAGGAAGUGCUAACUCCAAUUUCUAUUAUGCCAUCACGCUGACGUUCAAUGUUGGGCAGAUCCUGUUCAUCUCAGAUUACUUCUACGCCUUCCUGCGGCGGGAGUACUACCUCACCCACGGCCUCCACCUGAAGCGCCAGGAUGGGACUGAGGCCAUGCUGGUGCUCAAGUAGUGAGGUGGCAGCUGGCCCUGCUGGAGAUGGACUCCUCUGAGACCACGCUGGGAGAACUGAGGGUGGGCUGUGUGCUGUUUGUGUCGCCCCCUCCUCUCUCCCUUCAUCUUGGCCCUACUUUGGGGAGGGCUCAGGAGGAGCUCAUGAUGCCUUCCACUGCACAGACCUGGAUCCAUGGAACUCAAAAAGGAAAACAUCUAUA
Molecule: messenger RNA, 1582 nt
Organism: Dromiciops gliroides (monito del monte)
Lineage: Eukaryota; Metazoa; Chordata; Mammalia; Microbiotheria; Microbiotheriidae
Gene: PIGU
Product: phosphatidylinositol glycan anchor biosynthesis class U
Exons: 13
Coding region: 325-1380 (351 amino acids)
Biological process (GO): protein localization to cell surface; attachment of GPI anchor to protein
Cellular component (GO): GPI-anchor transamidase complex; membrane
Source: RefSeq, a predicted model, not a curated record